AUGCGGGGCGUCAUGGCGGCGCAGCUGCGCGCCGCGCGCGCUGCAGCAGCCUCUGGGGACGACGCCGCCCUGGUGGACCCGCGGCCCGUCUUCGCGAGGAGGCCCUCGAGCGCGUCGUGCGCCACGCGGCUCACCGAGCAGGCUGCCCGGCUGCGGCGCUGCGGCGCGGAGUCGCCCCCCAGCCGAAGGGGCGCAGCGCAGCUCCGCGGGCCGGGGCCGGCGGCCUGCUACCCGCCGCCCGCGGCUCCCGCGCGCGCUGGCGCCGGGCGGGUAGAGGAGCCCCUGGCGCUGCGCCUGGAGGAGCUGUCGCAGCGCCUGGACGGCUUCGAGCUCCGCCUCGGGGACCUGACGCGCGGUAUCGACGACGAGGUGGCCGAGCUCCGCCAGCAGAUGCAGGCCACCCGCGCCCCGCCACAGGCGGCGCCGCCGAGGCCCGCGAGGCCCGGACUCGGCGACCACGCCCCCCAGGGUGCGCCGCGGGCCGCCCGCCGCGCCUCUGCGGAGGUGCCGCCGGCCCAGGCCUGGGCCGCGUCGCAGCCGCAGCGGGCCGUGUGCCACGAGCAGGUGCUGGCCGAGGUGCUGCAGGCGGCCGAGGCCGCCAGCCGGUGUGCGCAGGACGCGGAGCGCGCGGCGCGCGCGUCCGAGGAGCGGCUCGAGCAGCUGAAGGUGGCGAGCGAGGGGGCUGCGCAGCGCGCCUCCCAGCUGGCGGCGGAGGAGCAGCUCGUGCAGCUGAGGGCGGCGUCGGAACGGGCCUCCCAGCGGGCGGCGGAGGUGGCCGGCGAGGUUGCCAGCGAGGCCUGCAGGGGGCUGCGGGAGCAGCUGGCCUCCGCGGAGGCCAGGCUAGCGCAGCUGCUGCAGGAUCAACGCGCCGACCUAGAGGAGCAGCUCGCCAGGUCCGCGUCCGCGCCGCGCUCGGCGCUGAAGAACGUGAGGAUCGCGGAUGAGGAGCGCGAGGUGUUCACCUACCGCGUCCGGCAGCCCAAGCCCAAGCGCUCCAGUCCGGGCGAACCAGAUGCCGGAGGCGGCGGUGCGUCCCCUGCUCAAGGGCCGGCCGACGAAGGCGGCGGUGGCGCGCCUGGCGCGGAGAGCGCCGCGGCGCAGCGCGAGAAGGCGGCGGCGGCGGCUGCGGAGAUGAAGCCCGCCGCUCUCUCGCUCGUGAAGGGCAUCACCAGCCGCGUGACCGCCGCCCUGGCCAUGCAGGAGGAGCCAGGCGUGGGCGAGCAGGGCACGCACCCGCCGCUCAGCUCGGGGGUGCCGAGCGCCGCGCCCGCGGGCAGCAGCGGCGUGAGCGACGGCGGCGCUCGAGCGCCCCAGGGGGCGCUGGUCAGGGCCGAGAUCCCUGCGCUGGUGCUGCCCUGGCUCGACCCGCUGGACUUCCUGAGGUGCGCGGCGCCCCUCGGCCGCGCAUGGUCGCUGGAGUGGUACGUCGAGGCCAACGGCGCCGUCGUGGUCCCGCGCGACGCGGCGACCAUCAACGAGGGCAUCAAUGCCUCGGCGGGCAAGGUGGCCGGCGGGCCUCGGCGUGGUGGCCUCGUGCUCGUGCGCCCGGGGACCUACAAGGAGGCGGUGCGUGUGGCCUGUGGCUGCCACGUGGUCGGGCUGGGCCCAGGGCAGGUCGUCGUCGAGGAGCCCGGGUGCGAGUCGGCGCUCGUGCUCGUGCAGCAGGUGUCGGCCUGCGUGCGCAACCUGACCUUGCGCUGCCAGAGGCCCGAGAACCGCGGCAAGGUGGUCUACAUCCCCCACGGCCGGCCGUUGCUGGAGCGCUGUGUCGUCGAGGGCGGCGUGCACGUGUGCGGGGCCGCCACCGCGCCCACGCUGAGGCGCUGCCGGGUGCUGGGGUCGCCGGGCGACGGCAUCCACUUCAGCGACGGCAGCCAGGGCACCGUCGCCGACUGCGUCGUGGAGGGCCACGCGCGGCACGGCGUGCUGGCCGACCGCGGUGCGCGGCCCGAGCUGCGCGGCAACCGCAUCGGCCGGAACCGCAGCUGCGGCGUGCGCUUUCUGCGCGCGGCCGCGCGGGUGGAGCCGGGCACGGAAGCGGUCUUGGUGGACCCCCCCGCCGGCUUCGAGCAGGGAAACAGCUUGUUCGAGAACGAGGGCGGCGACUACUCUGUCGGAGACUUCUUUUUCGAGGGGGAGGAGCAGGCGAUGCAGGAGGACGAGGACGCCGGCAUGCUGCCCGGCCUCUUCGAUGACUGA
Messenger RNA from Prorocentrum cordatum, 2199 nucleotides. Lineage: Eukaryota; Dinophyceae; Prorocentrales; Prorocentraceae. The record is from the annotation of a GenBank genome assembly.